This is a messenger RNA of Neltuma alba, 1263 nucleotides long. RefSeq names its product receptor-like protein 53. The record is from RefSeq and is a predicted model, not a curated record. NCBI's taxonomy places the organism in Eukaryota, Viridiplantae, Streptophyta, Magnoliopsida, Fabales, Fabaceae. The coding region runs from base 1 to 1263 and encodes 420 amino acids. Gene Ontology annotation, molecular function: protein binding. The transcript is spliced from 2 exons.
AUGGAUACCUCAUUGCCCUCCCGUAUUUCUAAUAUUGUGCUUCUAUGGUUCCUGAUAUGUUCAAUCACGCUACGCAAAGGCGCUAUGCAGUGCAAUGAAAGAGACCACCACGUUCUCCUAAACUUCAAACACACCCUUGUCGAUCCGUCAGCCAUCCUCUCCACCUGGUCCGAUGAGCCAGAUUGUUGUGAAUGGGCAGGAGUUCGGUGUGACAACACCAGCGGCAGAGUCAUCGAGCUCUGUCUCCCAUGUCCUUUACAAUCUUUUUACGGUGAUUGUGGAGAGACGAGAUCACACUAUCUCACUGGUGAACUCCACCUGUCUUUGCUUGAUCAGCUUGAGUUUCUUAAUUACUUGGAUUUGAGCAAUCAUGACUUCCGUGCUAUCGUCCAAAAUGAUCAUGUGGACAUCACAAAGUCUAACAACCUAUCUCUGGUUGAACGCCAAAUUUCUUCCAAUCUUCAUUAUCUCAAUUUAUCCAAUAAUGAAGAUCUUCACUUUGAUAGUCUUCAUUGGCUUUCUCGUAGGAGUAUUAAUCUUCAAGGAAAACUUGACUGGCUUCAAUUAGCAACUCUACUUUCUUCCCUCACAGAGCUAUAUUUGGAAAGCUGUCAGCUUAGAAACAUAAAUCCAUCUCUCCAGUUUAUCAAUUUUACUUGGCUUGAGGUUCUUAUCCUCACUAGUAAUGAAUUUAGCUCGGACUUCUUUCCCAACUGGUUGUUCAAUCUUAGUGGUGUCACUGUUCUCAACCAACGCUCAGAUUAUUUCGGAGGGGGGGUUCCCAGAGGGUUUAUUGAACCUCCGGAAAACACAAGAAUUGUCUGUGGGGACAAUAGACUCAGUGGGCCAAUUCUCGACUGGUUAGGACAACUUCAACAUUCACAACUUCUCGAUCUUAGUGAAAAUUUCUAUUCUGGCCCCGUUCCCUCAACUUUGGGAAAUCCCUCAUCGUUGAAAACCUUUAUUGUCAGGUCUAACCACUUCGGUGGUGCUCUUCCUACAAAUCUUGGACAACUCUUGAAUUUGGAGGAACUAGAUUUUAGUUAUAAUAACUUGGCGGGGCAUGUGUCAGAAAGAAAUUUCGACACACUCUCGAAUCUGAAGUUGCUUUUCAUGGGAUCACCAGGCUUGAUCUUUGACUUUAAUCCUCUUUGGGUUCCUUCUUUCCAACUUGAAACUAUUCACUUGGAACACAGGAGGGGUCCUAAACUUCCUGCAUGGAUAUACACUCAAACACGUCUAAGCAGCUUAGGAAUUAAAUAG